This is a messenger RNA of Penicillium lagena, 1155 nucleotides long. Its product is annotated as PHD finger protein. The transcript is spliced from 2 exons. NCBI's taxonomy places the organism in Eukaryota, Fungi, Ascomycota, Eurotiomycetes, Eurotiales, Aspergillaceae. The coding region runs from base 1 to 1155 and encodes 384 amino acids. The record is from RefSeq and is a predicted model, not a curated record.
AUGAGUCAAAGAGACAACACCCAAGGCCCAGGCAGCGACGCGCAACGCAAGAGAGCGCGCCGCAAUUCUUCCCUGGUCGAACCUGAGGCCUGUGAUCAGAAUCAGCGCAACGUACGAGAUAGUGAUCAGAAUCGAACAAUGGGUAGUGUGUCUGGACCAACAUCGCAGCAUCCCGUCACCUCAUGGACUUCCACCGUCGCCGCCUUCGAAAGAGACCCCAUGUCUGAUCAAGUACAAAGAUACAAAGAUUGGCGCCGAAAUGGGUCUUUGAAUGAGAAGAUCUGUCGCGUUUGCCUGCAGCCUGGCGAUCUCUAUCCUUGCCGUACAUGCAGGCCAGCAUUUCAUCUCCGUUGCAUCCCGCACGGCUCCCUGCGCGACUCUCAAAACCGCAUCUUCUGUGCUCUUUGCGUUCGACGUGGCUGGAAUGUGGCUCCUCCUGCACUCACACCUCCUUCUUCUCCAGGGCCAGCUCCUGCGCGACAGCUAGAUGCCACCACGACACCUAUGGCCACAGAUACGUCCACAAGGGCGACAUCGAUUCCUAGCCUAGUUACCGGGACGCUUGAAUCUGACGCACAUUCGCAAUUUCCUACUGUUCAGGAAGGGCAUGGUAUUACGGAGAAUGUUUCGUCCCCUAAUUCUACCGACUAUCGCGCUCUACAACCACGGCCUGCUGCUGUAGAUAUUGUGAGCCAGUUGAAUAUUGAGGCGCCUGGCGAAAGUAGCGAUCACAAUGCAGGAACACCCCGUCCGAAGCGACAACGCAAAUCUCGAUUUGCUACGCUUCCUACUGAGGUUGAUUCGUCGCUAGCCGUUCUCUACCGCGAAUUGGAAUCCGUCGCCUCCCUCAAAGCACAAGUGGAGGAUUUGCGGGUUCAAAACACACAACACCUGCAGGUCCUGAAAAUCCGCGAUAACAAUAUAGCCUCCCUGCGCAGAAAUCUAGACAACCGAAAAGGUGAGGCUGAAGAGUUGGCAAGAUUACGAACGAACAAGUUCCAAUACGACUCACUUUUAAAGGAAAUUGAAGAACUCCGGUCAAAGAAUGCACAGCUUGAAGCAGACUUGAAAGUCUCAAGGGAACGGACAGCAGCGGCUGAGGAAAUUGUGAACGAUUGGAAGGGAAAGCUUACACAGUUAAUCGGCACUUCUUAG